Messenger RNA from Trematosphaeria pertusa, 1635 nucleotides. RefSeq lists its product as uncharacterized. NCBI's taxonomy places the organism in Eukaryota, Fungi, Ascomycota, Dothideomycetes, Pleosporales, Trematosphaeriaceae. The record is from RefSeq and is a predicted model, not a curated record. The transcript has 2 exons. The coding region runs from base 1 to 1635 and encodes 544 amino acids.
AUGGCCAAACAGCCUGACAUCAGCCCUGUGCAUGCGCACGUCAAGAAGGAGGAGCUAUCAUCUCCAUCCGAUCCGCGUACUCCUCAGGUGUCCGCCCGUCCUGAUGCGUCUCAUAUUCUCACUGACCCUGUCUCUCGUCAACGUGGAGGCUACUCAGCUUUCCCGCCAGGUCAUCGCCCAGUUCUCGCCCCAUACACUCAAGAUCCGCGACACCUUGCACCAAUGUCGCGGGCUGCUUAUGGUGGAUAUGAAGACGGAUUUGACACUCUUACCACCCUUAAAGAUAAUCCUCGUCGCUACGGUUAUCAGCCUCAGAUGGUCCAGCGACACCCGGCUCCGGCUAUGAUGUACGGCGUUCCUUUGAACUACCAUCAGAUCGUCAACGCGCAGAACCUCCAUCGUCAAGGCCACGGUCAGGUCUAUGCAUUCGGUGGUCCUCUUGACUAUAUUCCGGCUGAUCUUUUUGAUCGGGCCACGGCCCCGCCGGAGCCUCGGGCUUCUGCACAGUUCGGACGCCCACCUGUCAAUCUGCAGUACCCCCAUAUCUCUCAAGAUCCCACUGAUACUCCGGUUCACAGCUACCAUCAUCGCGUCUCUUCAGUUGCUUCCGGAACACCAGAAGCGGAGCAAUUCGAGACCCAAUCGUCCAACAAGCCGAAGCGCGGCCGGAAGAAGGCAACUGCCAACAAGGUGGAGAGCGAAGACGAGGAUGGACAGCACGAGAUCGACCUUUCUAAGUCCGCUUCUGAUGUUACGCUCUACUUCAACAACCGUGAUGAGGCAGUUCAUGGCAUGAAGGCUCCGAACUGGUCCCCGCCCGACGAUGAUGAGACCAUCCCUGAUACCGACGAGAAGCGCCAGGAUUGUGUCCGCAAGCUGGUCGCUGCGAUGUUGGAUCUCUCGAAGUACAACGACAAAGACGGCUCCGUCUUCAAGAAGCGCUGGUAUGUUGUCGGGGAAGGUCGCAAGGACUUCUAUGACCCCAAGGCCAUUGAGAAGGUGUGCUGGGACAUCCUCGACUUCACCGAGCGUCUCCACCGCGACGGCCCCAAGGUAUUCAGCUGCUACGACCCCGAAUUCCACAAGACCCUCGCUCGAUCCUCCCACCUCACCUUCGCCGCGCGCAUGAACGCCGUCAUCGAGCUUCUCACGCACUUCAAGGGUCGCUGCGACAAGCUGCUCAAGGGCAACAUCCUGGAGACGUAUGUCGGCGCACCGGAGGGCAUGAUAGAGACCGCCAAGCAGAACCGCCAGAACAACGACAAGCGCCAGGAGUGGAUCAAGAUCGGUCGGCCUCCAAAGGCCCACGGCGUGUUCACUGCGAAUACGACGCCGGCUCCUCAGGAGCGGCCUCUUAGCAACAAUGAGCAGUCUUUCACGGAGCUGGAGGCCACUCAGAACUUCAACGACGGCUAUGGGGAGACUGAAGACGCUGCUGGUGAGACUGAAGACGCUGCUGGUGAGACUGAAGACGCCGCUGGUGAGACUGACAGCGCUCGGGGUGAGACCGAGAGCACUCUGGAUGAGGGCCUGGGUGAUCUGAAGCGCAAGUUGGAUGAGGUCGAGUCUGAUUCUGACGGCGAGGCUGAUGAUGAGGCUUCAGUCAAGCGCAUGAAGGAGGACUCUGCGGAGUAG